UUUCAGCGUCAGAUGGAAUGCAGAGACAGGUUUAGACCUGAACUUCCGUGUGAGGCAGGAAGUAAGCAAACUGUAAGUGACUACAUACAAGCGCUACAGCUCAGCAGCCUGCUGCAUGUGGGUUGGGUGGUGUCCACCGUUAAACAGGAAAGAGAGAGGCAUUUUACUGAAAACUUAUUUAUGACCCCACAACCUUGUUAUUAAGGCUGAAAUAUAAACCAAGAAGUUUACUUCAACUAUGACGACUUCCACAUGAGACACCAAACAGAAUUCAUUAUUCCAGAAAGUAUUACAUAUGGACAUGAUGGAAGACAUUGAUGCCAUGUUCAGCGACAUGCUGCAGGAGAUGGAUCUCCUAACGCAGAGUUUGGGAGAAGAAGCAGAGUCUGCGCCUUUGCCUAAAACUUCCUCCAUUCCUGAACCUCAGCAAAUGAACUUUUCCAUUGGUUUUACAGAUUUUAAUGCAUCCCUGCAUGAUCUGGAAGACAAUGACUUAGAUGCCUUGAUGGCUGACCUGGUGGCAGACAUCAGUGCCACAGAGGAAAAGUUUGCCACAGAAAGAGAUACGUCAAAGGAUUCAGCUCCAUUUGCCCCAACACCCUUACAGCCUCAGAGUAACUUUGGCCUUCCAGCGUCAACUGACACCUCAAAACCUGCAACUUCCUCCAACUCCAUUGCAGCUCCACCCCCACCACCUGCCACUAAACUAUCGAAAGAAGAACAAGAGGAACAGCUCAAAGCAGAUAAAAUCAAGCUUGCUUUGGAGAAGCUAAAGGAAGCCAAAGUGAAAAAGCUGGUCGUGAAAGUGGUGAUUACAGAUGGCAGCUCAAAGACUCUGAUGGUGGAUGAGAGACAAACAGUCAGAGAUGUGAUGGACAACCUAUUUGAGAAGACACACUGUGACUGCAAUGUGGACUGGUGUGUGUGUGAGACCAACCCUGACUUACAGACUGAGCGGGGGUUUGAGGACCAUGAGAACCUAGUGGAUCCUCUUUCUACAUGGACCAGGGACAGUGAAAACAAAGUGAUUUUUCAGGAGAAAAAAGACAAAUAUGAAGUGUUCAGAAACCCUCAGAUGUUUUAUAUGUGGAAAAAAGAAAAGAAAUCUCUAAUGGACAUGAAAGAAAAAGACAAAGAACAACUUCUGGAGGAGAAUUUUUGUGGAGCCUCCGUCAUUGUGCCUGACCUUGAGGGCGUUCUGUAUCUGAAGGAGGAUGGCAAGAAAUCCUGGAAACAGCGCUACUUCCUGCUGCGAGCCUCUGGAUUGUAUUACUCACCCAAAGGCAAGACAAAGGCUUCACGGGAUCUUGUGUGUUUGGUGCAGUUUGACAAUGUGAACGUCUACUACUGCAAAGAAUAUAGGAACAAAUACAAAGCACCAACAGACCACUGCUUCAUUCUCAAGCAUCCUCAGAUUCAAAAAGAAUCACAGUACAUCAAGUAUCUGUGUUGUGAUGAUGAGUUGACCAUGACUCUGUGGGUGACUGGGAUACGUAUUGCAAAGUAUGGUAAGCAGUUAUAUGAAAACUACAAGACCGCUGUGAGGAAAGCCUCAGGCUCUGCAACCUGGGCUAACCGCACUAUCCAGGCCUCCUCCAGUGCAUCGACACCCUCUCCUAAACCUAAAGUCAAAGCUGCAAAUGGACACGCUCCUCAGCCUACAAAGGACACCAUGGGUCCUGCCAACCAAACAUCUUUUCCACCACCUCCGCCUUCAUUGGACAUCCUGCCUCCUCCACCACCUGACCCCAUGUUGCCUCCUCCUCCUCCUGCCCCUCCUGCCAGCACAACCAAAGUCAACAAGUUUCCUCCUCCACCUAAAUUCCCACAAUCCUCCUUCCCACCUCCACCCAUGGAUGACCUGCCUCCUCCACCACCUCCUCCAGAAGAUGCCGAGCUGCCCCCUGACUUUCUUCCUCCACCGCCACCUAGUUUUGGAUCUUACGGGGCAGAUAUGCUCCCCCCACCACCUCCAGACCCCAUUGCCUCCUUUCCACCACCUCCUCCUGGUCCCCAAAACUUUGCAUCUGCAGGUGGAGCACCGCCACCACCUCCACCCCCGCCUCCACCACCAGCUCCUGCACCGGCUGCCAACCCAUCCGCCGGCUCCGUCAGAAAAGUGGCUCCACCUCCACCAAAGAGAACUACACCUCAACUAACAGCGCCCUCAGGUGGUGACCUCAUGUCAGAACUGAUGACAGCCAUGCAGAAAAAGCGUGGUCAAUAAUGAUCUUGAAGACAGAAAGAGCUAAUUGACAUAGUUGGACUGAGGAACUGACCGUCAAACCAGUUCUUGGCGUGACAUUAGGGCACACAUCUUUAAUUCUGUUGUUGUUCAAUAUGCUUGCAUUACACCACCAAACUUAAAUAUGUAAAUAUGUUGUUCUUAUGCACCUAAUCAGAUUAUAUACUGUAUGUAUUACAAAUGUGCUAUAUCUUCAUUGCUAAUGAAAUGUCAUAAUAAAUCAGGUCUUGCAAAGUUAACUGUAAAACAGAUUCCGGCAUGCCUAAUUGUUGAGUUCUCCUUUUUACAGUAAACAGGAGAUGUAUGAUGCGGGCAUAAUCAGAUGAUGCAUGAUGCAAAGUUUUGUGCACUUUUUGUAGAAAUGCAGAAACAGCAAUACGACAAAAGACUUCCAUGUUAGUAUGUUACAGCUGAAGACUGUGCAGCCACAGGGGUGUAUAUAUAAUGUCGAACAUGGCUCAUCAUCCAAUCAGAUCAUCCAUUAGGAAGUUCAGACCUUCAGAUGUGUUUACAAUGUUAUAAACAAUAUUUUUGGUUCAAA
Ctenopharyngodon idella (grass carp) is the source of this 2786-nucleotide messenger RNA. RefSeq names its product amyloid beta (A4) precursor protein-binding, family B, member 1 interacting protein (gene apbb1ip). The transcript has 15 exons. Lineage: Eukaryota; Metazoa; Chordata; Actinopteri; Cypriniformes; Xenocyprididae. Gene Ontology annotation, cellular component: plasma membrane; cytosol. Gene Ontology annotation, biological process: signal transduction. The record is from RefSeq and is a predicted model, not a curated record. Bases 296 to 2227 code for a protein of 643 amino acids.